Aspergillus fijiensis CBS 313.89 is the source of this 662-nucleotide messenger RNA. RefSeq names its product ubiquinol--cytochrome-c reductase subunit 7. Bases 70 to 438 code for a protein of 122 amino acids. Lineage: Eukaryota; Fungi; Ascomycota; Eurotiomycetes; Eurotiales; Aspergillaceae. Gene Ontology annotation, biological process: mitochondrial electron transport, ubiquinol to cytochrome c. The transcript has 4 exons. The record is from RefSeq and is a predicted model, not a curated record.
CGCAGUCCUCCCCCGCCACACCACCUUGUCAAUUGGACUUUCUCACGCCCGCUGCUGGGAUCUAUCACAAUGUCCGCCCCUUCCAUCACCAACUUCAUUGUCAAGCGCCCAUGGCUCAAGCGCUGGAUGACGCCACUCGCCCAGUGGUACACCGACGCCGCCGGCUACAGAAGACUCGGUCUUAAGGCCGACGACCUGAUCCCCGAGGAGAGCGACGUUGUUCAGACUGCUCUGAAGCGUCUUCCUCCCAAGGAGGCCUACGACCGCAUCUUCCGUAUCCGCAGAGCAUUCCAGUGCUCCGUCUCUCACACCCUUCUCCCCCCUGCUGAGCAGACCAAGCCCGAGGAGGAUGUUGAGUACCUGAGCCCCAUCAUCCGCGAGAUCGAGAAGGAGAAGAAGGAGCGUGAAGACCUCGACACCCUCGUCGUCCGCCGGUAAUUGAUUCAUUAAUUCGAGCCCUUUUGUUACCGGAAUUAGACUAUCGUCGUCAGGAAUCGUGGACGGUCGGGAUAGAAAUGAGAAAAAGAGUUUAUCUUGUCCGAUUCAGCUGAGAUGCUACCCACCACUGGCACCCAGCUAACGCUUCAUCGAACCUUUUGAUAUGUCGCUCAACCACGUGUACUGAUACUGUACAAAUCCAUCUGUCUUCGUCCAUUGCUAUG